AUGAUGGAUUUACUAACCAAUAAUAAGAAAACUAUUUAUGUAUAUGGAACAAUAGUUUGUAUUACUGCUAUUUUAUUUUAUUUGAAACUUUUAUAUAUAAAUUUAUAUGUGAUACUUUGUUUCUUUUUUGGAUUAUUUUAUGUUAUUUUUUAUCAAUCAAAUACUAUAAUACAACCACGGCAAUGUAGUUUAGAAGAACUUAUAAAUAAAUAUAAAUUUUCCCCAGGAAUUUAUUCUUUUUUAAAAGAAUUAAAAGAUUCCUUUGAACGGAAUAAUCAUAGUAAGGAGAGGCAUUCAAUGGCUUCAUCACCAGAAGUUGACGCAAUUCUAGAACAACUUUUGACAUAUUUUGUUAGAGAUUUUAUUGAUAAUUGGUAUUAUCAUAUUAAUUCUGAUAGUGGUUUUCAAGAAAGUUUGAAACGAAUGAUUAGACGUACAAUUGCAGCAUUUAGUUUUUGCCUAAGUAAAGUAGAUUGGCAAGAAUUAUUUACAAGAGAUAUUGUUGAUGAUGUAGCAUCUCAUUUUAGAUUAUUUAGAAAGGCAAAAGAAAGACUAGAUAUUAAAAAAGAGAUAAGAUAUAAUAAUUUGGAGUCAUUAUUUUUUGAUGUUGAAUUAGAAAUGGAAAAAAAUUAUUGUAGAGAUCUUGUAUCUACAACACCACAAUAUGAAGUGGCUUAUUUUAAGGAUGUCGUAGAUAUUCUUUUACAUUUAUUAAUGCCUGCUGAAGAUUUUAGAUGUAGACCAUUAAGAUUUGUUUUGAGAGACACUUUAGUAAAUAGAAUUUUUAUUCCUUGUUUCGAUAAACUUUCAGAUCCUGAUUAUGUAAAUUAUAUGAUUGUUUGGCUUCUUAGUGAAGUUAAUAUAGAUACAGAUGCAUUUAUAUUGUCUCUUGAGACAUCACAUUCAGUUCCUGAAUUAGAAGCUAUAUUAGAAUCAAUAGAUGAAGAGAUAAAUGGUUUAAAAUCAAAAGAUAGAGGAAGAGAAUUUCUAGAUAUUGUUCAUCAACAAAUAGCUAGCCUAGAAUUUGCCGCAGAAACAAUUAAAAAAAGGAUGGUUGUUUUAACUUCUCAUCCAAAUUUAGAAAUUUUAAAUGACAUUGAAAUUGGUGAACAAAUUAGUAGUGAUGUAGUACAAUUACCAAUUACUGUAAUUUUAACAAAUAAUGUUGCAUUAUCUUAUUUUACAACAUUUUUAAAAAAACAUGGUGGUCAAAAUUAUAUAGAUUGUUAUUUAGCCAUAGAAGGUUUCAAGGUGAGUACAGAACAACAAUUUAGAGCAUUAGCUGGUGGGGAAGUUCAUGAGGAAGAUGUUAUAAAAGUUGUCAAAGAUUCAGCCUUAUUUUUAUAUCAUCAAUUUCUUUCUCAAGAGGCAAAAACAAAAGUAAUUCUUGGGGAAAAUGUUGUUAAUAAAUUUUUAGCACGCCUUCGAAAUGAUGAACCAGCUGAUACUUGGUUUGAACUUAUUGAAGAAAAACUUAUUGAUAUAUUAAACAAAGACAAUCAAUUUUAUCCUUCUUUUAAAAAAUCAAAUGAAUAUAUUGAUUUACUUAUUGAACUUGGGAUAUUACUUUCAUCUAAAGAUGAUGAAAGUAUGAUUGAUGAAGAAGAUGUUAAAUCUCUUGGUAGUGUUGGAUCAUUUACAUCUUUAGAAUUUAAUCAACCACCAAUAGGAGUUUUAAAAAAAAAUUUAAUCAUUUCUGUUGUCAUUGAACAUUUAGGUAUUGGUCAUCAUGAUCAAAAAUCAUUUACACUUUAUAAUAUGAAAAUUAUUAAAGAUAAUGGUCCUGAAUCAAGUACAUCUGAAUGGAAUGUUAUAAGAAGAUAUUCUGAUUUUUAUAAAUUAAAUCAAAUAAUAAAAGAGAAAUAUCCAAAAUUAAAACAUAUUGCAUUUCCGGGAAAAAAAGCAUUUAAUAAUUUUGAUUCAAUGUUUUUAGAAAAAAGAAGUGCAGCACUUAAUGUAUAUAUUAAUACAAUAUUGGAAACAAAUAUACUUGAAGCUAAUAGUGGUUUAGAUAAUAUUAUUUAUGAUUUUUUAACACAAAAAACAUAUACAGGUAUUAAAGAAGGACUAUCAAAAAAAGUUAUUAGUAAUUUAUUUAAUCCGGUGGUAACAAGUGUCAAAGCUUUUGGGACUGUUGUAACAUCUGUUCCUGAUCAGGUUAUAGAUGGUGUAACAAAAGUUGGUACUGGUUUAAAUAGAGCAGCAUCUCAAGUACUAAAUACUAUGGGAAGUAAAGGAAAUGAUUUAUCUGAUUACAAUCGAGUUGCAGCUGACAUACAAAAUGAAACAUUUUCAGAUAACAUUCCAUUACAAGUUUUACUUCUAGUUUUUGAUGAAGUUUUUGGUCUUCGAGGUAGAGGACAAUGGUUUAGGAGGCAAUUAACAAAUUUAUUACAUCAAAUUAUUUCAGCAACUCUUGGUGGUUCAAUAAAUAAAAAAAUCAUUGAUCUUGUUGAUUGGUUAACUUCAUCAGAACAAAUUGUACAGUAUCUUGUUGCUUUUAGAGAAACUAUGUGGCCAAAUGGAAUUUUAAAUACAAAACAAGAAAUGCGUUCUUUAAGUUAUUCAUUAAGAACAAGACUAUUUGCUAGAACACAAAUGUAUGCUUCUAUUCCUGAUGAAUUAAGAAUUUUUAUUGGAACAAAUGUUGCUGUUUGUGGUAUAUCAAAUAUUUCAGAUUGUUUACAAAAUAGACAUUUAAAUAGGAGACUUCUUUAUGUUAUACUUGAAAGACUUCUUGUAAAAAUUUUUCCUAAUAAUAGAUUUGACAAAAUAUUGCCUCAGUUACAUAGUAAAAGUCCCAGAACUAUGACUGUAUAA
Molecule: messenger RNA, 2820 nt
Organism: Strongyloides ratti
Lineage: Eukaryota; Metazoa; Nematoda; Chromadorea; Rhabditida; Strongyloididae
Product: Sorting nexin-13
Exons: 2
Coding region: 1-2820 (939 amino acids)
Cellular component (GO): early endosome
Molecular function (GO): phosphatidylinositol binding
Source: RefSeq, a predicted model, not a curated record